GAAGUCCCCUAACCCUUCCGCGCGCCGCCGCUAGCUCCCGUUCUGCGCCGCCGCUCGUCGUCCGUCCGCGCUAGCUGCUCCACCGCGCGCAUCACGCGACGAUGCUUGAUAUCAACCUCUUCCGCGCCGACCGUGAUGGUAAGAAAAAGGACGGCAAUCCGGACGCCGUCCGCGAGUCGCAACGCAAGCGCUUUGCUUCCGUCGAUAUUGUCGACGACAUCAUCAACCUGGACGAGCUGUGGCGCAAGAGGCAGUACGAUCUUGAUAUAAUCCGGAAGGAGCUCAACGCCACCAGCCGAGAUACGGGCAAGCUGAAGAUGAGAAAUGACGAACUAAAAGUUCAGGAGCUGAUGGAGUCCACCAAUCAGAUAAAGGAGAGGUUGGCUGCCGCAGAAGCUGAGGUGCGGGGCAUCAAGAUCAUGCUUGACACCAAGCUUAUGGCUAUUGGCAAUAUUGUGCAUGAAUCUGUGCCCAUCAGUGACAAUGAGGAAAAUAAUGUUGUUUUAAGGACAUGGGGAGAAAGGAGAAUGGAGAGCAACUUGAUGAAUCAUGUGGAUCUUUGCAGGAAGCUUGAUAUUGUCGCUUUUGAGGAAGGUGUUGAUGUGGCCGGUGGAAGGGGUUACUUUUUGAAGGGUUAUGGUGUCCUCCUGAACCAGGCAUUGAUAAAUUUUGGCCUAGCUUUCCUGCAAAAUCGUGGCUUUGACCUACUGCACACUCCCUUUUUCAUGAGAAAGGAAACAAUGAGUAAAUGUGCCCAAUUAGCCCAAUUCGACGAGGAGCUAUACAAAGUAACAGGUGAUGGGGAAGAAAAGUAUCUUAUAGCCACAUCUGAACAAUCUAUGUGUGCUUAUCAUCUAGGCCAUCGAAUUCAUCCAGAUGAAUUGCCAAUUAGAUAUGCUGGUUACUCCACCUGCUUCCGAAAAGAAGCUGGUUCACAUGGAAGGGACACUGCUGGCAUCUUCCGAGUGCAUCAGUUUGAAAAGAUUGAGCAAUUCUGUAUUACAAGCCCAAAUGGCAACGAUUCCUGGGAAAUGUUUGAAGAGAUGAUUAAAAAUUCAGAAGAUUUCUACAAGGAGAUUGGUCUGGCAUACCAGGUUGUUUCUAUAGUAUCUGGUGCUCUUAAUGAUGCUGCUUCUAAGAAGUACGAUUUAGAAGCUUGGUUCCCGGCAUCAAACACCUACAGAGAACUUGUGUCCUGUUCAAAUUGUACAGACUACCAAGCAAGAAGGCUUGGGAUUACCUAUGGCCAGAAGCUUGAUGAGAAGUCAAAUAAUAAAUUUGUUCAUAUGUUGAACUCCACUUUGACUGCCACUGAGAGGACGCUCUGCUGUAUUCUGGAGAACUACCAAAAGGAGGGGGGUGUUGAAGUGCCAAAAGUGCUGCGAGCAUACAUGGGAGGAAUUGAGUUCCUUCCUUUCAAGCAACCUAAACAAGCUGCUGGUAAAUUAAAGUCUGGAUCAAAGGUGCCUGAAGUAUAGCAUGUUUUAUCUUCAACGUUGGCUCAUGGGCACCUAUAGCCGAUUUAGCUUGAUGGAGGAAAAUGGAUGGAUACGGUACUAGAACACAUCUGACCAUUAUUAGGUGUUCGAGAUGAUUUUGUACGAAGCAGUAUAAGCAUGCAGAAUUACAGCUGAGUAUAAGUGUAAAUUACACGCACUAAGCAAUGAGCUAGGCUAGGCAGGCAUCCAGAUGAA
Molecule: messenger RNA, 1694 nt
Organism: Lolium perenne
Lineage: Eukaryota; Viridiplantae; Streptophyta; Magnoliopsida; Poales; Poaceae
Product: serine--tRNA ligase
Biological process (GO): seryl-tRNA aminoacylation
Molecular function (GO): ATP binding; serine-tRNA ligase activity
Source: RefSeq, a predicted model, not a curated record